AUGGCGCCGACAUCUACUACCGCCAACGCUCCGUUGCAGCGCGCGCGCGAUGACCUUAGCCAAACUUGGGCCUACCUCGAGAAGAACGUCGACAAUGUUAUGAACAAGCUUCAAGAGGGUCUCGACAUGAAGACCUACAUGGGUGUCUACACUGCCGUCCACAAUUUCUGCACGUCGCAGAAGGCUGCCGUUGCCCCACCUGCGGCUGGCAACGGUGCUCUGGGUCAAGGUCAUCGCGGUGCUCACCUCCUCGGCGAAGAGUUGUACACCCUGCUCGGCCAGUACCUCUCUACACAUCUUGGCCAAGUCCUCGAGAAGUCCGCUUCGCACGUCGAUGAAGCCCUACUUACGUACUACAUUCGCGAAUGGAAGCGAUACACUGAUGCUGCGAAGUACAACAAUCACCUCUUCCGUUACCUCAACCGCCACUGGGUGAAGAGAGAGAUGGACGAGGGCAAGAAGAACGUCUACGAUGUCUACACUUUACACUUGGUCAAGUGGCGUGACGACUUCUUCCAGGCCGUCAACACCAAGGUUAUGGACGCUGUUCUGAAGUUGGUCGAGAAACAGCGUAAUGGUGAGACGAUCGAUCAGCUGCAAGUCAAAGCUAUUGUCGAGUCGUUUGUCUCCCUUGGCCUGGAUGAAAACGACCCCACCAAGUCUACUCUUGACGUCUACCGGCUGCACUUCGAGCGCCCCUUCCUCGCUGCUACCAAGGAGUACUAUGACAACGAGUCCAAGCGCUUUGUUGCCGAGAACAGCGUGGUCGAGUACAUGAAGAAGGCGGAAUCACGACUUGAUGAAGAGAAGGAGCGUGUGGGUCUUUACCUGCACCCUGAUAUCAUGAAGAAGUUGAUGGACACCUGCAACGACUCCCUCAUCACCUCUCACUCGAUUCUCCUGCGUGACGAGUUUCAGGUUCUGCUCGACAAUGAGCGCACCGACGAUCUUGCUCGCAUGUACAAGCUACUGUCACGCAUCAAAGAUGGGCUCGACCCUCUGCGCAAUCGCUUCGAGACUCAUGUUCGCAAGGCCGGUCUCGCGGCUGUUGAGAAGGUCGCCACUCAGGGUGAGAACUUUGAGCCUAAGAUCUAUGUCGACGCGCUUCUUGAGGUUCACGGCAAAUACCAGCAGCUCGUCAAUGUCGCUUUCACUGGUGAAUCCGAGUUUGUUCGAUCUCUUGACAAUGCUUGCAAGGAAUUCGUCAACCGCAACCAGAUCUGCAAGUCAAGUUCGACCAAAUCUCCAGAGCUACUGGCCAAAUACACCGAUCAACUCCUCAAGAAGUCGGCGAAGGCUGCAGAUGAGUCAGAGCUUGAGGAAUUACUGGUGCAAAUCAUGGUCGUCUUCAAGUACAUCGAGGACAAGGAUGUGUUCCAGAAGUUCUAUUCCCGCAUGCUGGCCAAGCGCCUGGUCCACACCAGUUCUGUCUCUGAUGAUGCGGAGACCAGCAUGAUCAGCAAGCUGAAAGAGGCUUGUGGCUAUGAAUACACCAACAAGCUACAGCGCAUGUUCCAGGAUGUGCAGAUCUCCAAGGACCUCAACGCCUCGUACAAAGAGUUCGAGGACAAGGUUUUGGAGGACAACAAUCAGAAGCGUGCCGUGGAUUCGACAUACCAGAUUCUGGGUACUGGCUUCUGGCCUCUGAAUGCCCCGAAUACUCCAUUCGCUCCUCCCGCCGAGGUCAAUAAGGCCAUUGAGUCGUUUGGUCGAUUCUAUGACAACAAGCACAAUGGCCGCAAGCUGACCUGGUUGUGGCAGCUCUGCAAGGGUGAAGUUCGCGCCAACUACAUCAAGAAUGGCAGAGUGCCGUACACUUUCCAAGUCUCAACUUAUCAGAUGGCGGUUCUCCUCCUCUUUAAUGAGGCCGAGAAGAUUGAUUUCGCCGAGAUGAGCGAACUCACCAAACUGACUGACGAGAACUUGGAGCCCGCUGUCGGCAUUCUAGUCAAAGCUCGCGUCCUGCUCCCUCAGCCGGAGGAUGCCAAGCCUGUCGCUGGGACGAAGUAUGUUCUGAAUCACAACUUCAAAAACAAGAAGGUCAAGAUCAACCUCAACAUCACAGUCAAGUCAGAGCAAAAGGUCGAGGCCGAGGAUACGCACAAGACUAUCGAGGAGGACCGCAAGCUCUUGCUUCAGGCUGUGAUUGUCCGCAUCAUGAAGGGCCGCAAGAAGCUCAAGCACGUCCACCUCGUCGAGGAAGUCAUCAAUCAAGUGCGCAACCGCUUCCCUCCCAAGGUGGCCGACAUCAAGAAGAACAUCGAUGCAUUGAUGGAGAAAGACUACAUCGAGCGUCUUGACAACGAUGAACUUGCAUAUAUUGCGUAA
Cyphellophora europaea CBS 101466 is the source of this 2328-nucleotide messenger RNA. RefSeq lists its product as uncharacterized. Lineage: Eukaryota; Fungi; Ascomycota; Eurotiomycetes; Chaetothyriales; Cyphellophoraceae. Gene Ontology annotation, molecular function: ubiquitin protein ligase binding. The record is from RefSeq and is a predicted model, not a curated record. Gene Ontology annotation, cellular component: SCF ubiquitin ligase complex. The transcript is spliced from 4 exons. Bases 1 to 2328 code for a protein of 775 amino acids. Gene Ontology annotation, biological process: protein ubiquitination; SCF-dependent proteasomal ubiquitin-dependent protein catabolic process.